Anopheles merus is the source of this 342-nucleotide messenger RNA. RefSeq names its product vitelline membrane protein 15a-2-like. Bases 1 to 342 code for a protein of 113 amino acids. The transcript has a single exon. The record is from RefSeq and is a predicted model, not a curated record. NCBI's taxonomy places the organism in Eukaryota, Metazoa, Arthropoda, Insecta, Diptera, Culicidae.
AUGCAGUCCUUCACCGUCGUAGCGGCAAUCCUUUUGGGCGUGUGCGUGCUCAGCUGCACGGCACAGUACGGUGGCUAUGCACCGCAUCCGAAGCCAGCGCCGAAACCGGCGGCCUACCAUCAUGCACCGGCACCGGCGAUGCACCACGGAGGCUACCACGGCGGCAAGGCUGGCCAUCAUGUGCCGUGCGGCUCGAACCUGCUCGUCUCCUGCUCACCCCACGUAGCGACCGUCCCGUGCGCUCCGGCACACGCUGGCGGCCAUCAGUACCACCAGCACGGUGGCCACCAUGGCGGAUACCGUGCGUUCGAGCAGGCCGAAUCGGAAGCUGAUGCGGAAUGA